Molecule: messenger RNA, 4427 nt
Organism: Astyanax mexicanus (Mexican tetra)
Lineage: Eukaryota; Metazoa; Chordata; Actinopteri; Characiformes; Acestrorhamphidae
Gene: cnn1b
Product: calponin 1, basic, smooth muscle, b
Exons: 7
Coding region: 154-1050 (298 amino acids)
Biological process (GO): actomyosin structure organization
Molecular function (GO): actin binding
Source: RefSeq, a predicted model, not a curated record
AAGUGUUGAUGCGCUGCGAGGCGCCUCCUAACGCACGAGGACAGGAGUUACCAGUGUUUCCUUCUGCACGAGCUCCAUCAACCCCCCGCCCGCACGCGCUCAGGCUACUACUACUACUGUCCGCGCUCGUGCUCCGUUCAGCUCGACCUCAGUAUGGCACAGCAGCACUUCAGGAGCGGCCCGGCCUUCGGUCUGUCCGCAGAGGUCAAGAGCAAGCUGGCCCAGAAGUACGACCCCCAGAAGGAGGAGGAGCUCAGGCUGUGGAUUAACGAGGUGACGGGACGCAAGGUUCCAGACAACUUCAUGGAGGGCCUGAAGGAUGGAGUCACCCUCUGCGAGCUUAUCAACGCUCUCCAGCCCGGCACGGUGAGAAAGAUCAACAACUCCUCUCAGAAUUGGCACCAGCUGGAGAACAUCGGGAACUUCGUCCGGGGAAUCCAGGAGUAUGGCUUAAGGCCACAUGACAUCUUCGAGGCCAAUGACCUGUUUGAGAACGUCAACCACACUCAGGUUCAGAGCACCCUGAUUGCUCUGGCUGGGAUGGCCAAGUCCAAAGGCCUCCGCACUAAAUACGACAUCGGGGUGAAGUACGCCGAGAAACAGCAGCGCAGGUUUGCCCCCGAGAAACUGAAGGAAGGACGCAACAUCAUCGGCCUGCAGAUGGGAACCAAUAAGUUUGCCAGCCAGAAGGGAAUGACAUCAUACGGCACACGGCGUCACCUGUAUGACCCCAAAGUUGGCAUGGAGAAUCCCCUGGACCAGUCAACAAUUAGCCUGCAGAUGGGAACCAACAAAGGAGCCAAUCAGUCUGGAAUGACCGCACCCGGCACCAAGCGCCAGAUCUUCGAUAAGAAGCUGGACAUGGAGAGCUGUGACACCGCCACCGUCUCGCUGCAGAUGGGCACCAACAAGGUGGCGUCUCAGUCCGGCAUGACGGUCUACGGCCUCCCGCGCCAAGUCUACGACAGGAAGUACUGCACCUACUCCGAAGACUACAUGGACAACGGCCAGGACGUGCGGGAGAUUGAUGGAUACCAGUACUCUGAUUAAGCCACAUGGACUGCUAUCCCGCACACUGCUUUAAUUCUUAUGUUUUUUUUUCUUUAUUUCACUUACUGAUGCUUUUAAAAUUUAUUUAAAAGUCGAAAAAACACGAAAAACGCCCAAACUGUUGCCGUAGCAACCACGACCAACCACGACCAAUCACAACCAACCAACCGAAGGUUGACCAAAGCUGAAGCGUAGGUCUGCUAUGGCUGAUUAGUUUUGCCACUGGCUGCUAAUAUUUCUGCUUCUCACUCAGAGUAGAUGUUAUAAAAUUUUAUAUUUUUUAUUUUUGAGUAUUUGAGUUUGUAGCAGCCUCUUCUCACCUGAUUUGCAUGACUUGCAUUCUGUUUACAGGAAAAGGAAAAAAAAAACUACACUGCCUGGUCAAAAGAAAAGUCGCCACCAAAAAGAAAGGUCCCACACUCUUAAUAUUACAUUAGACCACCUUUAGCUUUGAUUGCAGUUAAGUUGUAAAUAUAUACAAUUUUAAGUUUAUUCAACUUAACUGAGUUUUGUUCACACAACAAUUAACUUAAUUGUUUUCAAGUGGCAGUCUGUAUUAUUUUGUUUCUAAACUGAAGCAGAAGCAGUAAAGAAGAGUUAAACUUUUCUCUUUAAUGGUACCAGUGUGCUGGAACAACCAUCCCUGCUAAACCUAAUAUAUUCAUUCUAAAAACUGGGGUGUCAGGUCACUUUUCGCGGGAGUUCUUCUUCUGGCCACAUCACGCGUCUUUACGUACUUACGUCACACGUACAGCCUGUAAAAGAGGAUCCGGCUCAGUUUUACUGAACACGAGCGGCUGGUGGAGCAAUGGGGACUUCAGAAGAGGAAACUCAGAGCUCAGUAGCUCCUCCAUUCACUCAUAGUAAAAGCAAAGAAACGAAGGAGUGAAGUUUCUGACUGAGCGUUCUCUCUCUCUCUCUCUGUGUGACUGAACAUAAUCUGGAAUCGGAUUCAUCCGCUCUGAAAGGAGACCGCAUCACACCCGCCCAGUUUAAAAUGAUUCUUCCGCAUGCUCGGUGCAAUUACCCAUUCUCACCAGAGAGGACCCUCAGCCCCCUAAAUCCCCCAAAUCCCAAAACUUACGGACAUUAGCUUUAAGUAUUGUACAUAUAUAAAUACAUAUAUUGGUAUUCUCAACAUAUUUAGCAUAUUUUUAAAGAACUGCCAAUACUGACAGCAUAAUACUGCAGCAGCUCAAGAGUGAACACUGUAGCUCAAAGCCAAUAUACUGAUGGUAAUUAAGGGUAAGGCCACACCCAAUAUGCAAAUAUAUGGUGCCAGGAACCUAUAGAAAAGCUGUAUGAAUGAGGGCUGCACAAUAUAUUGUUCAAGCAUUGUCAUCACGAUGUGUGGAUGUGGAAUAGUCACAUUGCAGGGCGUGUGAUGUCACUUAAGGCAAUUAAAUCAAACACGUCAUGUUGCAAUGUGUUGAUUUUUGACACAAGAAGUAGAUACACAGCGCUGUCUCUGUGUCUGUGUGAGUGACAGGCUGCUGCUGCCUGAGAAGCACAAGGGGGAUGGGCAGGAGUAAACACGAGGUAACCACUUGGCCUCCAUCUGUAUGGUUGGGCACGUGCUUGUAAACGUGAGCACAUGUGGAAAGCUGUGCACCUCAGUCCAGCACAAUUUUGCAGUGCAGAUAUUUCCAGUUACAGCUGAAUUCACGCUUUAAAUGCCAGAAAAACGCUCUUAUUUACCUUUUAAAAAUAAUUAAAUGCCUGAUUAAAGGGCUAAUUACUGUUGUUUUGCUGUUUUUCUUGGGUUUUGAGAGCUUGGCGCUGAUUCAGCUCUUGAUUGGUCCAGAUACCAGACAGCAUGAGGGUGCAGGCGGGGCUGGUGAUGUCAUGGGCCCUGCAUUGUUUAAUAUCGUGAUAUAUAUUGUCGGAAAAAAAAUUAAGCAGCAAACCCACAUAAUUUACUUAGUUAAAUCCAGGUGGCGACUUUUAAUUUAGAUUUAGCCAGGCAGUGUAUUUCCAACCCAAAACGACCAUGAAAAAUUAUGAAUCUGUAUAAUUGUAUAUGCGUUUUUUUUAUAUAUAUAUUUAUGCCUUGUUGUUUGGUUUUGUUUAAUAUUGAAGGAAUUCAAUUAGUUUUUGCACCAAAGCCCACUUAACCCACUCAUGCUGCACCUGAUCACCAAGCUUCAGCAGAGACUGAAUAAAAAAUACUAAUAUAUAUUUAAAAAACUAUAUAUAUAAAAAAAAAAACUAACCAACCACGUAGAAAUGAAAUGACUUCAGAAGCAGAGUUGGAGCACACGCAGCAACUAACAACUGCAUCCAGUGGGACACGCACUUAAAUCAGACAUGCAUUUUAAUCUUUUUUUUUUAUUUGCAUGCGCUGUGUUCUCUCUCUAAUGCUCUUACUUUGAUGUUUACGCCAUAAAGUGCCUCUGAAGAUGAUUUAUCAUUUAUGUUUCCAUACACAUCAGAUCCUCCAGCCAGCCGUGAGGCUUUAAAUCAAGCUAAACUCCAGUGGUGCAGUACGACACGACCAGACGAAUGUACCCAGACCAUUCUACUGCAGUAUUACAUGGCUUUUGGAAGUGUGUAAAAUGUGAUAAUCGUAUGGUUUAUAUUACAGCUGUCCAAUUGCUAAUGAACAAACCACACUCAGUGUGACUCGUGUGAUUCAUUCUGAGUGAUACAAGUGCCAAAUACAAAUGUAGGACUAGUGCAUCUAAAAAAAUGGGAAAACUUUUGUUAAAACAUUGUAAAAAGUUCAUUUUUGUUCAUAAUUCAAUUCAAAAAAAGUAAGCUGCCAUGUAAACUGACCUGUUUUAAGCUUUUCUUUGUAUUACUUUUACUUUCGAUUUAAUGUAACUUAUAGCUCACAGAGAUCCAGAAAUCCAGUAUCCAAUAGUAUUUUUAUUUUUUUUUGGAGUGUACAAUCUAGUAAUGUCCAACUUACAAUAGCAGAUUGUGCUCUCUCAGACUCCGGCUGCUGAUGCCAGGAUUUAAACGCCACUCUGGAGAGUUGGUACUAGUUUUGACAAUGUGGGCAGAUGCCAAGUCCUUCUGGAAGAGGAAAUUAGCAUCUUCAUAAAGCUUGUCAGCAGCUUGUGCACCUUUUCCUACCAUAUUAUUUCCCCCUCUGGGAAACUUUCUAUUUUAAUGUGUCAAUGAUCGCCUUCUAAUCACAGUAAAAUCAGCAGUGUUCUCCAUGAACAAGACUGAGAGAUAGACAGUAUUUAAAGGAAAAAUGUUAUUUUAAUUUGAUAUUGGAUUUCUAAUUUCUUUGAGCUAUAAAUCAUGCUGUUUCAAAUAUACAAAAAAGGCUUGAAAUACUGUUUGUUACUUUACAAGAGAUUAAUAUAAAAUAUAUGCCAGAUUAUCUUUUUGACUUAAAUUAUGAAUAAAAAUUACCUAAUACAGUA